Molecule: messenger RNA, 1266 nt
Organism: Adelges cooleyi (spruce gall adelgid)
Lineage: Eukaryota; Metazoa; Arthropoda; Insecta; Hemiptera; Adelgidae
Exons: 1
Coding region: 222-1091 (289 amino acids)
Source: RefSeq, a predicted model, not a curated record
UAAAUUUAUACUAUUUUAUAUUUUAUAAUAGUUAUUAUUAAUUAUCUCAAGCACGGUUAUCUAUUAGUAGAUGUAGAUAACCGUGAUAUCAAGUGUUAAAAGUCGAUAAUCACACAGCAUACUAUCAUGAAUCAUCUCGCUUGACUAUAAAAAAAGUGACUACAUAUUAUAGUAACUAACGUUUUUAGUGUCCACUGUCUACAGCCAGCGUGAAAUAAAACAUGUCCGGAAAUCAACAGUCCAGCGAUCAAAAACAAACAAAUUCAAAGAAGCGCAAAAGGAACUUGCCUCCAAAACGAAAGUCGACUAAUGUGCUAGAGUGGAAUGAACAGGAGAAGUUGCAGCUAGCCGAAGCCAUCGACAUGUACGGAACGGUUGACAUCAAGAAACUUACAACCUGUGUACCGACCAAGACGGUUAAUCAGGUAAUGACCAAGAUACGGUCACUUAGGUUUGAGUAUAAGAAGGAAGUGGCGUCGCCAGACUUGAACGAAAUAUCUUUUGUUGACCUGAACGCCAUGGACGACUUGUUUAUUGUAGGCGGUACUCGACCCUGUCAGGUGCUGGACAAAUGGAUGGAGUACUUGAAAUCGUUUUACAACAAUGAUCAUAACCAGUAUAAUAAGUUUAAAUUGAUCUCCAAUGCAUUUCUCAUCAUGUCCGAAUGCCUGAAUUUGCCUGAUAAACCUAAAGCUGACAAUGAUUUGGACUUCAGGAAAAUAUAUUAUUUCCUUUAUCGGGUGUUCAACCAAUAUUACAUAUCCAAACAUCACAAGGAACAGCACACCACCAGAUACUUGCACGACUUGAUGCUAAGGGUGUUGCAAGACAUAGAUUACAAUUCUUUGUCAGAGAAGUUGAGUAUGUAUCGGUUGGUGACUAACUGGACCAGCGUCAAUCGAAAGGACUCGUUGAAAGUUUAUGGGAGCGCUGUAAGUAAAUCCAAUUCAACCAAAAACAAUGUGGAAAAAAAACCAAACUUUCAAGUCAAUAUUUUGCAGAAUCCAUUAAUUCCAUGUUUUAACCCGUUGCGCAUUAAAACCUAUUACAGAAACACAGCAAUGGAUUGUUCAAUUGAAAUAAUAUCUUAGACAACAUCAAUCAGAGUCGGUCUGGCCACGGCCGCAAAAUUGGGGCCCCAGCCGUAUGGGAAACAAACAAUGGCAACCAAAAGUUCAUUCUAUGGUAUCCCUUGAAAUUCCCGAAAAUGAAAACAUUGUCAGAAUGUAGAUAAAAAUGACAAAUUAUUUUAGAAACAUUAAUAGG